AUGUUAAAGUUAAUCUGCUCUUUAAUGGUAAUACUUUCCAUUUUUUCAAGUUUAUAUUUAACUAAGGUCGAAAGUCGAGCUCUCCAUCAGAAUUAUGAUGGUGUACCAGCUUCUCAAUUUCAUCAUGUUCGUUUUAACAAACGUCGAAGUAUAGAUGAAAAUCAUCAUGACACGGAUCAAAAUGAAUAUGUUCAUAAUAAACGCAAAAGUGAUUUUCUGUUAUCUUUAUAUGGUUUACCAUACACUCUUAUAAAUAGACGAGCUUUUAGUUAA
This is a messenger RNA of Adineta steineri, 273 nucleotides long. NCBI's taxonomy places the organism in Eukaryota, Metazoa, Rotifera, Eurotatoria, Adinetida, Adinetidae. The record is from the annotation of a GenBank genome assembly.